AUGCCUUGCCAUCUUUGUUUUGCAACGUUAGAAGUUGAAGCACGUAAUGGAUUUUCAUGUUCAAUGGAAGUGAAAGCAGAUCAUUUUUCGACAGCAGAUGGGAUAAGCUACCUUGAAGCCAAGCAUUUGCUACUUCUAAAUUAUUGCCAGUCAUUGGUCUAUUAUUUGCUCCGCAAGGCAAAAGGGUUCUCAAUUGAGGGACAUCCUGUUGUUCAGAGCCUUGUAGAGAUCAGAUUGUUUUUGGAGAAAAUUCGGCCAAUUGACAAGAAAUUACAAUACCAAAUUCAGAAGCUCACAAGGGUUACAGGAAGUGCAGCAGAUAAAGGAGGCUUGAGUGAUAAAGAAGGUGAUUCAACUCAAAAGACAGAGGACUUGUUGAAGUACCGUCCAAACCCAGAUUUGCUUGUUAGCAAAGCAAAUACGACUUCUGAGGAUGCGGGUGUGUAUCGGCCCCCGAAAUUUGCACCUGCUUCUAUGGAAGAAGAUAAGAUGUCAAGACAUGAGAAAAAUGCUUUAAGAAAGGAGAAAGAGACUCUCCGACAAGCUAGGCAGAGCGCAUAUGUGAGAGAAUUAAUGGAUGAUCUCGAGGGAAGGCCUGAAGAGGUGAGGGAAAUUGUUGGAACUGAAAGUAGAGAACUUACUAAGUACAUGGCAAAGAUGGAAGAGCGUACACAGAGAGAAGAGGAGCUCUUUAUUCGUGCUCCUCUUACGAAAUUGGAGAAAAAGAAAAUGAAACAUUUGAAGAAGUCACGAAAUGGAUUGCUUGGAUUGACAGAAAGUUUCUAUGAUGAGAUUAAAACUUUACCUUUGGAGGACAGCACUGGUGAGCAAAUAACAGGUUUAAAUAAUGCCAAUGGUGGAGUGACAAAGCUCAAGAAACGUAAGGGAAGGCAUUGA
Molecule: messenger RNA, 897 nt
Organism: Ilex paraguariensis (yerba mate)
Lineage: Eukaryota; Viridiplantae; Streptophyta; Magnoliopsida; Aquifoliales; Aquifoliaceae
Source: the annotation of a GenBank genome assembly